UUUUUUUUUCUUUUACUGCACGGAUAUCGAAUCUAUCGCCCGGUCCUCUCUCUUUUUCUUUUUCAUAAUCUUGCUCUAUCUUUUCAUCUUUUCUCACUCCUGCUACUGCAUCUAUCCCGUGCUCAUUGUUCACUUUGCAGGAUUGCAGACAUCUCAUUUGCUUUGUUUCUUUUGAAUUGUCACGCAUUUCUACACACAUAAACAAUUCUCUCUUCCUAUUCUCUCUCUUCUCUUUCAUUUCUCUCUGUGCUCCUUUGUCCCUGUAUUUGGCUCUUUAUUUCCGAUCAGUGUUUUGCCUUCCGUUUUCAAUUGUAAAUUGAUCGCUACACAAUGAGCAAGAAUCCAGUCAGCAGGAACAGGAAACUAGGUGCUCUAGUUGCCUACACCACUUUGGCAUGUACAUUGGUCUCUGCAGGAGUAUAUCUAUAUUGUCAACAGCAAAAAAAUAGCGCUUCUCGUCGUUCAUCCACAGAUAGCAACAAUACUAGUGGUGCGAGGAACGGCUCUAGUCAGGAUCGGAACUCUAGAGGUAGUCUGGAUAACGGAAAUCGUAGAAACAAUAGCGGGCAACUCGACGAUGAGCGAUCAUCAGAGGCUCAGUCAUCGUCUUUGUCAAGGCUCGGAUCAAGGAUUGCAAAGACCGUUAAAAGGAACCGCAAAGUCAUGACUAUCUCACUUAAAAAUACUAUUGUAUGGAACCCAUCACCCGAUCCAACAACACCCAACUACGGUUUUGUGGAGGGCGCGGUCCCAUUGCUAUUUCAUCUAGCUGAGAACUAUAAUUUGCACUUGAUUUUACUCUGCCCCUCUUUGACACAGCAACAUCAGAAUGGGAAGGACCGAUCCAAAUUGAUUGAUCCUCGUCAGGUCUUGAUCUGUGAAACAGAAGAAGGAGUUGGUCAUGUGGUUCGUCAUUUGGAGAGUCAAGUUCAUGUGGAGGCACUACAGAGUGUGCUCGAGAUGGUCCAAGGCGUUGUUCCCAAAGUUGUGUUUGUACAAAAGAGACCUGGUCACAGCAGAGCAUCCUCGAUUGCAAAGAAUGGGCAAGAAGGAGUUGAAGCAGGUAAUGGUCAGGUAAACGACGAUAUCAUGACGAGAUCGCAUGUGCGUGUACGAUCCUCUUCUAGGGGCUCGAAUUCAGGAUCAGAGGAUCAUCGUCAUAAGAGCGAAUCAUCUGUAUCGCCAUCCUCAUCCCAAAUAAUGGGUGAUUCAUUUGUGGAAGUCAUCAAGCCAUCAUUAUCAUCAUCAUCGCCAACAUUGGUAUCUAGAUAUGUGACUCAAGCAGGCAAGAAGGGCUAUGUUGAAGUGACGCAUCAACUGACACAAAGUAGUCUUAAUCCAGAGUAUAGUAGCUAA
Lobosporangium transversale is the source of this 1356-nucleotide messenger RNA. RefSeq lists its product as hypothetical. The record is from RefSeq and is a predicted model, not a curated record. The transcript has 4 exons. Gene Ontology annotation, biological process: peroxisome organization. Bases 331 to 1356 code for a protein of 341 amino acids. NCBI's taxonomy places the organism in Eukaryota, Fungi, Mortierellomycota, Mortierellomycetes, Mortierellales, Mortierellaceae.